Molecule: messenger RNA, 1599 nt
Organism: Clavispora lusitaniae ATCC 42720
Lineage: Eukaryota; Fungi; Ascomycota; Pichiomycetes; Serinales; Metschnikowiaceae
Product: sphinganine-1-phosphate aldolase
Biological process (GO): sphingolipid catabolic process; carboxylic acid metabolic process
Cellular component (GO): endoplasmic reticulum
Molecular function (GO): pyridoxal phosphate binding; sphinganine-1-phosphate aldolase activity
Source: RefSeq, a predicted model, not a curated record
AUGCCCUAUUACCAGGCCGAGUUUCUUAGCCACAAAAUAUUCGGCCAGCCUUACAUGCCAACAGAUCUCACGCAGGCUGCAUUUCUUGCCGAGAUAUAUGUACGCCACGCCUAUAUUGUCUUGCAACAAUACGUAUCAGAUCGACUAGCCGCUCUUACAACUUUCGACAGUCAAUGGCCUUAUGUGGCAGCGAUUUUAAUCCGGGACAUUGUCUCUACGUGGGUGCUCGUUGCUUUCCUCAAGCAAGUAGCACUGCUGCUCUGGACAUACGGAGUGAUCGGAAUCGUGCGGGCGGGUAUACGUUACGUGCACCAGCGCUUUUGGAGAAUUGUCAUGGCAUUGCCACCGGCAAGAGGCAAGGUGGAGCGCGAGUUGGCUGCCACUGUGAAGACUAUAGAACGCGAGGUGAUACGUAAUGACGCCUCCUUGCGACAGUUUGCCACUUUGCCUGAACAAGGACUUGCCCGUGCAGAUGUUGAAGACGAGAUGGACCGUGCGCAACAAGUGCUCUCCCACCUGGAGUGGGAGGCAGGACGCGUGAGUGGUGCCGUGUACCAUGGUGGCCAGGAGUUGUUGGCUUUGCAACUGGCGGCAUACGAGAAGUAUAGUGUCGCCAACCAGCUCCACCCGGACGUGUUUCCUGCAGUUCGGAAGAUGGAGGCUGAGGUGGUAGCGAUGGUUCUUGAACUAUUCCAUGCGCCAGAGCUGGGCUGUGGCACCACCACCCUGGGCGGGACCGAGUCGCUAUUAUUGGCUGGUUUGGCUGCACGCGAGUGGGGCCGUCGCCACAAGAACAUAUCCAAACCGGAGGUGAUUGCGCCUGUCACCGUACACGCUGGUAUUGAAAAGGCGUGCUCUUACUUUGGCAUGCGCCUCCAUAAGGUUCCGCUCGACUCGCAAACGUAUAAAGUGGACAUCAAGCAAGUUCUGCGUUUAAUCAAUAGCAAUACCGUCUUGCUCGUUGGUUCUGCGCCCAAUUACCCACAUGGCAUCAUCGAUGACAUUGAGGCAUUGUCGCGUCUUGCUGUUCGCCACAAGAUCCCAUUGCAUGUGGACGCAUGUUUAGGAUCAUUCAUCGUUUCGUUUCUUGAGAGAUCGGGCGUUCAUGGUGACCGCAAACUUCCCCUCUUUGAUUUCCGUCUUCCUGGAGUUACUUCGAUUUCCUGUGAUACCCACAAAUAUGGCUUUGCCCCUAAGGGCUCGUCCAUCAUCAUGUACCGUACUCCAGAACUUCGUGAGUGCCAGUACUACGUCCUGAGUGAUUGGACUGGAGGCAUGUACGGUUCGCCGACGCUUGCUGGCUCACGCCCUGGUGCGCUCAUGGCAGGAUGCUGGGCCACAUUGGUUCACAUUGGUACUAACGGUUACCGUGAUUCGUGCCAUGCCAUAGUCUCUGCCACGAUGAAACUUCGGCGUGCUAUUGAAACGGAGCCCUUGCUCUCGCAACAUUUGGAGGUUCUUGGGGACCCAAUUGCCUCCGUAUUAGCGUUCAAGACACGUGCUACAAGUCGCUCUACAUCUACGCUAUGCCGAUGCAUGUCAAAAAGGGCUUGCAUUUGUCGACACUCGAAAUCCCAGCAGCAUUGCACUUUGCUUUGA